GUCAGCUGACUGCAGGCGGAAGUUACGGGAAGCAGACGACAACAAAAACACAACACUUCUUUUUAAUCAAACUUAAGUUGAUCAAUUAUUUACAACCUGUAAACGAUGGAGUCGACACUCGAACAGCAUCUUGAUGAUACCUUGAAGAACCCGGCGGUGGUCGGUGUUCUCUGCACGGACCUGCAGGGACACAACCUGGGCUGCCGUGGGUCCCUCUCUGAUGAACACGGGGGGGUCGUGUCUGUUUUGGCCAAACAAGCUGCAGCUCUCACCAGAGAUCAGAACGAUACCCCGACUGUGUGCUUGGAGUCGGAGUCAGGAAACAUUCUGGUGAGGACCCACGGUACCAUCACAGUAGCAGUCCACAAAAUUGCAUCUUGAGGACAAAAGGACUUUCUGAAGACUUGUCACAGUCCAAAUCAAUCUGAAAAUUUGCUGUUUUCCAUGUAUACAGAUUUCAUAUUUAUACAAGAAAGAGGAGUGUUAAUUAUGUUUAAUGCAAAUGUGUCGAUGUCAUGUACAAAACUACUGCUGUGUCGUGUAAUAAGUCAUGUGUGUAACGCUGUGUGUUCCUGUUCUCUUUUUCUGAACAUCCACGUUCUUAAUCCAAGGCAGUCAUGCACAAAAUAACAACCUUAAUAAAGUUUAACUUGACUUUCAGCUGC
Messenger RNA from Cololabis saira (Pacific saury), 665 nucleotides. RefSeq names its product late endosomal/lysosomal adaptor, MAPK and MTOR activator 5 (gene lamtor5). Gene Ontology annotation, molecular function: guanyl-nucleotide exchange factor activity. The record is from RefSeq and is a predicted model, not a curated record. The transcript is spliced from 4 exons. Bases 106 to 381 code for a protein of 91 amino acids. Gene Ontology annotation, biological process: positive regulation of TORC1 signaling; cellular response to amino acid stimulus. NCBI's taxonomy places the organism in Eukaryota, Metazoa, Chordata, Actinopteri, Beloniformes, Belonidae. Gene Ontology annotation, cellular component: lysosome; Ragulator complex; cytoplasm.